Entamoeba invadens IP1 is the source of this 528-nucleotide messenger RNA. RefSeq lists its product as hypothetical. The transcript has a single exon. Lineage: Eukaryota; Evosea; Mastigamoebida; Endamoebidae. The record is from RefSeq and is a predicted model, not a curated record. The annotation marks the transcript as partial.
AUGAACACGAGAAGCAAAGACGAACGGAAACCAGUGAUGCGAUUAGAGACGUCUGCAUUUUUUGGAACGAAAAUUGAGAAAGGGAAUGGUAUUGUGAUUGGAACGUCGACGACUUUUUAUGAUGCUUUGACUCAAGCGGAGGAGAACAAAGAUAAAGUCUUGAUAAAAAUACAUCAAAUAAUGUAUCAUAAGAUGGGGGAACGCGAAGGAAGACUCGAAAACAUCAUGAGAUUUAGUGGGAUAAUUGAUCGUAUGAUGAGAGAUUACUCGCGCGAAGCGAUUAAAAAGCUUUCGGAAGAAGACUUUGCGAAGAUCGCUGAACUGUUUAAAUUGACUGAAGAGGUUGAAGGCAAAUCGCAGGCGGACAAAGAAGAAGUGUUUGUGAAAUUCUUUAGAAAGCCGUAUGCACCAAAAGGAGAUACAGUGAGAGAAAUACCAAAAGACGAAUCGGAGGAGGAAGACAAAGACGAGUUACGAAAAGUCGAGUGUAUGUUACAAGGUGAUGAGUCUGAAGAUGACGAAGAAGAA